AUGGAGUUGCCAGAUUACCCUCCCAAGGUUGACAUCAAGACCCAGAUCUACGAGCAGCCGCCAGUCACAGCCAAUGCGCUAUCAAGCUGGGACGAUUUGGACGUAGAUGAGAUCGCUCACAGCGUUGUGACGGAGCUAUCCGCUGCUCUACAGCAGAAACGUCACCGAGACGUGGAGAACGUCUUUGCUACCUCGUCCGCGCACUGGAAGGACACCUUAGCCUUGACGGCUCAUCUCAGAACAUUCAAAGGCAGGCAGACCAUUGCAUCGGCAUUGCUAGAGUUGCACGACCAACGAAAAGUUGGCCAUCUUCAAUUUCACAGCGGGCAAGUUGUGACGGCGACUGAAGACCUGAAAUGGCUAAACUGCAGCUUCGGUUUUACGACCGGGUCACCACGAGCGUUAUGCCGAGGAAGCAUGAUGCUAGUCCCGGAAGUUCAGGGACCCGAUCAUUGCCAGUGGAAGAUAUGGUCCAUGAGUACAUGGCUCAAGGAGUGGGAGGAAUACCCGGAAGAUGAGGCCCUACUGAGGGUCCCCUCUAAUCAAAUCACCGAAGAUGACUGCAUCUACACCGAUGUGCUAGUCAUUGGCGGUGGCAAUGCGGGUAUCGUUCUAGCUGGCCGCUUGAAGGCUUUGAACGUUGACUUUGUCGUCAUUGACCGAAAUAAACAGGCGGGGGAAAACUGGUCGCAGCGAUACGACUGCAUGCGCUUUCAUGUCUACAAAUCCUUUUGUGAGAUGCCAUAUCUCCCGUAUCCACAGUCAUCCAACGAUGGCCUUACCCGGGACCAGCUGGCCGCACAGGUUCGAGCUUUUGCCCACGAGUUCGACCUAGAACGUCGCGUUCUUCGCAACACAACGGUGACUGCUACGACGUACAAUGCAACCACCAAAACCUGGAGGGUGGAGCUGAAAAUUGGACAGAGACGAAGAUAUCUGGAAUGCGCAUGCUUGGUCCUCGCGACUGGUGCUGGGUUCUCCGGCGCUGCACCUCUGCCGGACCUACCAGGGCGGGAGCAGUUCAAAGGUCCUAACAUGCAUUCUGGGAGCUUUCGUAACGCCAGAGAGCUUGUGGCAGACGGCGCCAAGUCUGUGGUCAUCAUUGGUUCUGCCAAUACCGCAUUCGACGUGAUGACGGACUGCCAUGACUCUGGCCUCCAGACUACUAUGGUGCAAAGAUCAGAGACUUAUGUCAUCCCAAUGCACUACUUUACUCAUCCCUUGGGGUUAGGGGCAUACGACGUUAUGCCGACCCAAGACGCGGACCCGAUUGUCCAUGGAAGCCCGCUGGCCGUUGGUGGAAAUGUGCUUCGGCUGGUCCACCGAAUGCUAGCCCAGGCAGAGCCUCAUCGAUACGAUGAGGUAAGGAAGGCAGGGCUGAGAGUCCAAGACUCCUUGACGGGUGAUCUAAUCAUCAAUCUCGUGGAUCGCUGCGGGGGCCACUUUGUGGAUAUGGGUAAAGGCAUCGAACUCAUCUCGAAGAAGAAGGUUGGCAUCCGCUCCGGGGUAGUGCCCAAAGCCUACACGUCCGAAGGAUUGUUGUUGUCGGACGGCAGCACGCUGGAAACCGACGCCGUUGUGUGGUGCACUGGUUUUGGCGACCUUGACGGCAGGAAAAGACUUUCGAGCGAGCUUGGAGCUGGAUAUGAAGCCAUCGCCAGCAAGCUGGAGCCAACGUGGGGGUCAGACGCCGAAGGUGAGGUCCGCGGGCUUUGGAAACGACACGCAGGAGUCGACAACCUCUGGAUGUUCGCCGGCGGAACUGGGCAGCACAGAUGGUUCUCCAAGGUGAUCGCUCAACAGAUCAAAGGAGUCCUAGAAGGCUUUUUGCCAGACGCCUACCGGCGAACACCGCAACCUCAUAUUGCAGACCACUCCCCGAGCAAAGGUAUAUUGGUUUCAAACUUGUAA
Messenger RNA from Colletotrichum graminicola M1.001, 1911 nucleotides. RefSeq lists its product as uncharacterized. NCBI's taxonomy places the organism in Eukaryota, Fungi, Ascomycota, Sordariomycetes, Glomerellales, Glomerellaceae. The record is from RefSeq and is a predicted model, not a curated record. The transcript is spliced from 6 exons. Gene Ontology annotation, molecular function: monooxygenase activity; flavin adenine dinucleotide binding. Bases 1 to 1911 code for a protein of 636 amino acids.